This is a messenger RNA of Drosophila obscura, 8310 nucleotides long. RefSeq names its product mucin-19 (gene htk). The transcript has 5 exons. Lineage: Eukaryota; Metazoa; Arthropoda; Insecta; Diptera; Drosophilidae. Gene Ontology annotation, cellular component: nucleus. The record is from RefSeq and is a predicted model, not a curated record. Gene Ontology annotation, molecular function: transcription cis-regulatory region binding. The coding region runs from base 443 to 8071 and encodes 2542 amino acids. Gene Ontology annotation, biological process: regulation of transcription by RNA polymerase II.
CUCUAGCUUGUCAUCUCCAGCGAAAAUUUCGUGCGCCAAAAACAUAAACUAAUGUGAAAUAAUUAGAUUUAAGACAAAUCAAGUGCAAUAUAGUUUGUAAAAGCAAACUUAAAAACCCAACAAGUCUUGGAGAGUGUAGUUAAGUGCCCCACAGUGAGGUCGCUAGCGAUAGGCGAGUGAAAAUUGCGUUUUACAAUUACUGUUUUACGGUGGUGGUGGGCCGUGGGAGAGGGAGGCCAACAGUCAGUGGUGCUGUCGUGUGGGAACGCCAAGCAGGAGCACCGUUUUUAUUUUCAAUCGAAAUGAACAGUUACAAACAGUAAAGUUGGAGCUCAAUCCAAACAUUCAUACAGUUUCGCCCCCCAACCAACACUAGAUACAUAGAUGCUGCGAGGCAUCCAGUGAGGGAUUCGUUACGGAGUGAAAAUACGUCUUUGUCGGUAUGCAGCAACAGGACGAUCCUCCGUCUCUGCCCGUGGGCACGGAGGUGAGUGCCAAGUACAAGGGCGCCUUUUGUGAGGCAAAAGUCAGCAAAGUUGUGCGCAACAUCAAGGUGAAAGUGGUCUACAAACAGGGCCUGGGCACGGGCAUCGUGCCCGACGAUGCCAUCAAGGCGCCGCCCGGCCAGAUGCGCGUGGGUGCCGUCGUUGAGGUGCGGCACCCAGACAGAAAGGAGGUCGUCGAAGCGACGAUUGCCAAGAUCCAGGAUGGCUCACAGUACACGGUCGUCUUUGACGAUGGCGACAUCACCACCCUGAGGCGUACGGCCCUCUGCCUGAAAAGUGGCAGGCAUUUCAAUGAGAGCGAGACCCUCGAUCAGCUGCCGCUGACCCAUCCGGAGCACUUUGGCAAUCCAGUGGUCGGCGGUAGAAGGGGUCGUCGGAGGGGUCAAAUGAACGAGGACAGCUCCGAUGAUGACGAUGAGAGCGAUGCCAAGGAGGUGGUCAACGAGAAGGAGGAGAACAUUGGCCAGGUCGUCUGCGUGGAGACUGAGUCCAAGAAGAAGGACAAGGAGAAAUGGUUCCCCGCCUUGGUGGUGGCACCCACAGCUCAGGCCACGGUCAGAAUACGCGUGAAGGAUGAGUAUCUGGUGAGAUCCUUCAAGGACGGACGCUACUACACGGUGCCCAAGAAGGAGGCCACCGAAUUUACCAGGGAAGUGGCCAGCAAACAGGAUGUGCCUGCCGUGCAGGCUGCCCUCGAAUUCCUCGACAGCAGCAUCCUACCGCCACACUGGGACCGCGACUCCCUCUUUGGCCUGUCCAAUCUGACCAGCGACGACGAUGGCGAGAUCGAUUCGGAUUCGUCCGACGACGAGCCGCACGAGGAGAAGGAUCGCUUUGUAGCCCAGCUCUACAAGUACAUGGACGAUCGUGGCACGCCACUCAAUAAAGUCCCCUCCAUCCAGAGCCGCGACGUGGACCUGUACCGCCUCUUUCGCGCUGUCCAGAAGCGCGGUGGCUACAAUCGCGUUACGACCCAGAACCAAUGGAAAAUGAUUGCCGUUCGUCUGGGCUUUGCCCCCUGCACGGUCAGCGUUAUGAAUCUGGUCAAGCAGGCGUACAAGAAGUUCCUCCAGCCAUACGGCGAUUUCCAUCGCAAGCUCGGCUGUUCCAUGCUGAUGAUAUCGCGGAAUUCGAACCGCAGCAAGGGACGCAGUCUGGUCAGGGCUAAUUCAGUGGCCUCGCCCAAGCCCAUGGAAACCACCAAAACGGAGACGAUCAGCAAGUUAGCCCAACCGAAUCAGACGGCUACCAUUACGAGCUCCACUAGCUCCUCCAGUGCUCCAGCAGCAGCUGCCUCAUCCGCUGCUGCCUCAUCCUCAUCGAUUGGACCCACCUUAAGCGCUGCAGCCAGCGCUGCCAGGGCCACCUCGACAGCCUCCAUAUCGGCAGCAGAGGAGUCAGAGAACACCAGCGAGUCCAGUGUGGUGGUGGAGCCCAUCAAGAAGCAACGCAAGGCCUCGGCGGCCGCCAGCACUCAACAGCAGGGCAAGGUCAAGAGCCUGGUGGAGAAGUACGAAGAGAAGUCCUCGGCAGCAAUGCCCCUUGCGACUGCAGCCGCUGCUCCUACUGCUGCUGCUGCUCCUGGAGCUGUCAUAGCCACCGUACAGCCAACAACAACAGCUACUGCGGCAACAUCUGCUGCUGGCCACACUCCAUCCACGGCCACUCCAUCAUCAGCUGCAACAGCAACAACAGCAACAGCCACAGCCACUCCUUCGGCAGCUGUUGGCAAAGAUACCGAAUCGGAUCUGCCUUUGGCCAAGAUCAAGCUGCAAGCGGCCGCUGCUGCGGCAGCAGCCGUGACCAGGAAUAGCAUGGAGAAGGACCAACAGCAGACCAACAUCAGUCCGGGCAGCGCCACAUCCAGCAAGGCCAACUCGGCGGACAAUCAAAGGAGCAGGGAUGCCUCUCCUGCCUCGGCUGCCCCUGGCCCGUCUGCUGCCCCACCGACCACCGCCAAGAAAGAGAAGCACCAACGAAAGCAGGUGGAAAAGACGGACGAGAAGCAGCGCGGCAAGCGGAAGAAGGAGGAUAAGGACAUCAGCGUUGAGAAGAUCGACACUGGGGACUUUGUGGUGGGCAUCGGUGAUAAGCUGAAGGUGAACUACCACGAAAAGAAGUCCCCCAGCUCCCAUGGCAGCACCUACGAGGCGAAGGUCAUCGAGAUUAGCGUACAGCGCGGUGUGCCCAUGUACCUGGUCCACUACACCGGCUGGAACAACCGCUACGACGAGUGGGUGCCCCGCGAGCGGAUUGCCGAGAACCUGACCAAGGGAUCCAAGCAAAAGACGCGAACGAUCAGCACCAGCAGUGCGAACAGUGGCAGCGGCGGCGGAGGAGGAAGCGGAGCCGGACCGGGCACACUGCCCCCAGGUCCAGGUGGGGGUGUCGGUGGCGGCGACAAGCAGCCGCCGCCUGGUAAGGAUGGACCCUCAAAGACGGUUCCACCCUCUGGGCCGGCGGGUCAGCAAGGCGGUCAGUCGGGAAAUCCCAGCGGCUUCAGUACGGCCAAUUCGCUGAUCCAGGCCAUGGUGAAGACGCCCACCACGACGGGAGCGAAGCGGGGCCGUGGGCGCAGCGAUUCGAUGCCACCGCGAUCGACCACCCCUUCGUCGGUGGCCUCCAACUCUAGCAGGACCAAGUCCCCGGCCAGCUCCCAGCAGCAGCUGCAGCACCAGCAGCCGAUGAAGAAGCGUCCCACGCGAGGGCCGACCAACAGCGCCAAUAUUCAUCGCAUCUCAGACGCCUCGUUGGCCUCCGAAUCGGACUCUGACUCGGAUGAGCCCGUGCGCCGGCCCAAGCGGCAGAGUGCCAAAGAGAAGGCAGCUGGCAAGCCGCAGGCCAUCGCCAAGGGACGUCUGUCCCGUGGCAUAUCCUCUGGGCCCACGGCAGCCGCCGCCCAGCAAAGUCCCAGCGAGGACUCCGACGAGGAUGAAGAGGAGGAGGAAGAGGGGCCAGGCCUCAGUCCGGGCAAACAACAACAACAGCAGCAGCAGCAGCAACAGCCGCCAUCUUCGCUGCAACGUUCUCGCGCCGCUGGCAAUCGGGCAAUGAGCAGUGGGGCCGCCACCUCCAAGGGACGUGACUACGAUCUCAGCGAGAUCCGAUCCGAGCUGAAGGGAUUCCAACCGCAGCUGCUCUCCUCCUCAGCCUCCUCCUCGGCAUUGCCCAGCGAUGAGCGCAAGGACCACAUAAAGGGGGAGAUCCAUCCUACUGUGGGGGACAUCAAGAAAGAGCCGAAAAUGGAGUCGUCGGCCAAGAGCAGCUCCACGGAGCUCUCCUCCGAGACGGACUCGUAUGUGGACGAGGACUCCCAGUCGUCGGACUACCGGAAGCAGGCCAGCGAGAAGCGCACAAAGGCAGGAGCUGCAGGGCAAACGCCAGGCAAGGCUGGAAAUGAGCCAGCGGGCAGCGGAGAUUCUAUUCUGCUGCUGGAGGCCAUCAAGACGGAGGCCAAGGACAUCAAGGCGAAGCCCUUCCACACGGGAGCAGACAUCAAGCCGACCACCACAUUGAUAGCCCCGGCACGCUUUGGCCUGAACAGCUCCUCCUCAGCCGCAGCCUCCUCCUCCUCGACAUCCACCCAAGGACCCUGCCUCUCGGCGGUGGCCAAGUACACGUCGGUGAUUGUGGAGAAGCCACUAACCAUGACAACAGCAGCCGGGGCCGGCAGCAAGAAGUCCGCGUCCGCGGGGGAUCAGCCACAUCUCAACAAGAAGGUGGACAGCCUUAAGAAGCAGUCGGGCACGGCAGGAGGAGGAGCAGCCACAGCCACCAGCAGCACCUCGGGACAGGAUGUCAAGAAAUUCGCUGAGCCUGUGGCCACCUUGAAGGUUGAGCUGCCGGCCGCCUGUUCCCCCUCAUCGUCCUCCUCCUCGUCCAGUUCCUUCUGCUCGAGUGCCUCCGGUGGCAGCUCCAGCUCCGCCACGCGAUCUCUGCCGGAUAUGAGCAAGCUGGAGAUUAGCGGAGCUGCAGGAGCAGCAGCAGCAGGAGCAGCUGGUCCAUCUGGUACCCAGCCCUCGACUCCGCCCACGGCGGCCACAGCCAGCAAAGAGUCCAAGUACAGCAGCAGCAGCAUUGCGGCAGCCACUGGUGGACCCCUCACGCUGGGCGAUCUCUUGGCCUCGGAUGUGUACGAGUUCAAGGACACGGAACCCUUUGAAUUCGAGAAGCGCAUAUCGCCCAUGGCCGCCUGUUCGACCACAGCGACAGGCGUUGCUGCCGUUCUCCCCGCCACCGCCGUCACUUCAUCGGUGAUUACUGCGGUGCCGCCGCAGCCAGUGCCAGCAGCAGCAUCAGGGGCAGGAGGCGCAGCAGGAGCCCCUUCCAGUGCUGGUACUACUGUGGGGGUUAGCUCUGCAGCCAGAAAGCAGGCCCUCAAGGCCUCGGCUAUGCAGCAGAGCCUGGAGCAGCAUCAGCUGCCGCCCACUGCCCAUGGAGGAGGAGGAGCAGCAGCAGCAGCAGCAGCAACAACAACAACAACAACCGUUGGACUCGCAGCAGGCAGCAAAGCCAAGAAGCGUGGCUCACCCCUAAAGGAGGCCAGUCUGGUGCUGGAGAAGCCCAAGCUGAUAAAACUGGAAAAGGAACAGCCGGAACAAAAGCCAAGCAUUCCACAGCAGCAGCAGCAGCAACAGCAAGCCCCUCCCACUGUCAAAGUGGUUGCAGCCACACCGAAUCUUGUGCAGAUGCAGCAAAAGUUGAUCACCCCACCAGGAGCAGCAGGAGGAGGAGGAGGAGGCUCCUCCGCCACCGCUGGCCAACUGACGCCCGGACACCAUGCCACGCCCUUUGAUGCGCUGCGCAAAUCUCCGAGCUUCAACCUGAAUAUCAUGGCCCUGAACGAGGAGCUAGCCCAGACCGUGCAGGAGACAACCCGUGCCCUAACCGAUGCCCUGCAGCCACCCACGACGCCCAUUUCAGCCAGCGUUCCAACUGCAGGACCGCUGCUCAUAUGUCCAGGCACACCACCAACAGGAGGAGGCAACCAAGUGGCAGCCUCGCCCAAGCUGACAACACCGCCACAGCCUCAGACGAAGCCCCCACCGCCAGCCACUGUUGUGGGCAGCCCCUUCAUCGAGACGCGGAACGUGUUUGAGCUGAGCACCUCGAACGAGGGCAGCGGCUACAGCUCGGGCGAGUCCAAGGACAACAAACUGGAGAAGCUGGAGAAUGUAAAGAUUCUGCUGGCUGGUGCAGCGGGUCUGCCCUUCGAUCUGGAUGCGGUGAAGUACGAGCAGAAGACCAGUUCCAUAGCGGACAAGGUGCUCAAAGCCAUAAGCCAGAAAAAGGAGGAGGUGGAGAACAACAAGAGCAAGCCACCGCCACAUACGGAGGCCCCACCAACCACAGGCACUGGCAAAGCCACAGCCGCAGGCCCUACUCUGUUGCUGCCCAAGCUGCUGCCCGAUAUGGAGGCCAACACGCCCUUGCUUUUGCCCAAACCAGAGCCCUGCACCAGCACCAAGCUGGAGGCACUCAAGAUGUUGAGUGAACCGCUGAAGAUCCAGACGGGACCCCUGCUGGGGGAGCUGUACAGGCCAGGACCGGCCACCAAUAGUCCAGAGACCAAGUCCAUACUCGACUCGAUGCCGGCCAAGAACAGUGAGCUAAGCGAAACGAUCCAGAAGCUAGAGUGUGCCAUACAGCAGCGCAAGACGCCCGUGGGUGGCCUCUCGCUGGCCAGCUCCACGGCAGGCACUCCUCCAACGGCGCACACACCCAACUCGACGGUGACUGUGGGCGUGGGCGGUGGCUUCUCCGACGAGUCCAUGGACAGCACAGACUCGGAACAGCGGCUGGUCAUCGAGGAUGUGAUUGUAGAGGAUCACACCACGACCACAACGGCCGAACAGAAGAGUCCCGGCUCCCAGGAGGAAUUGGCCGAGACCAUGGACAGGACCAUCAGCACGCCCACGCCGCCCGUGAAAAUGGAACUGAUGGGCAGCAAGCAGCUGUGCAGCAGCGGCAUUCAGGCGCCCAUUGCCCUCAAGCUGGCGCAGGCAGAGACCAGCUCCAGCUGCAGUUCGUUUGCGGGAAAACUAACAGCGGUCACGCAGCCACCGCCGCUAGCGAAGCUUCAUCAGCAGCACCCAGCAGAGGACAGUAAGAUGGGUACACUGAGCUCCUUCGGUAUACCCAUUGUGCUGCCCAAAAUACCCGCCUCUGUGGUGAUGGCCACGCCAUCCAUAAUGAUACCCGCCUUCACGAUUCCCAUGGAACAAGAUCAGGAUAGUCCACCCAUAAUGGCGUGCACCUCCAGUCCGGCGUCGCCCUCGCCGCCAACUGUUUCUCCCGAACUGGGCGACAGACUGGGCAGUGGAUUGCUCCUGAAGACGUACAUAGAACCGGAGUCUGAAGCUCGAUCCAGCUAUCACCACCACCAGCAGCAGCAGCAACAGCAGCAGCAGCAGCAGUCGGCGGCUGUCCAAACUGAGAUUGUGCUAUCCAAUGUGAACGUAUCAUCCACCAGCGGGGGAUGGAGCGACACAGCGCCCGUGGUGGCACGACCAUUUGUGAUGCAUGCCGUCAACAAGGAGAUGUACAAUGUGGUGGCCAAUACGACGGCACCAGCAGCCAGCUCGCCGCUGAUCAAUGAUCCACACAACGAGUCGAUCAAUCUGCUGUGCGAGGAGACAAUACCCGGCAGUCCGGCACCCACCUAUGGCGGAAAGGAUGAACAAAUUCCCGCCACAGGGAGCUCUGCUUUGGCCAUUGCAGGCAUCACGCCGCUGUCGCCGGACACCCCACCACCGGGUGCCAUAGGCCAACUGCAGGGCACAACAGGGGCCCAGCAAACCGUAGGGGAGUCAGCCAUGGGUGGCGUGGGCGCGUCGGCGGCAAACAGUUCGCCGGACUCGGCAAGCCAGGAGGAUGAGAGCAGCGAGGAGACCAAGACGAAGCAUCUGGAGAACGAACUGGAGGGCUUGGGCUUGGGUGGGACACUGCGCAAGAGGAAGCGCGCCAGCAAGCAGACCCAGGCGCAGAUCAGUGCCGUUGCGGCACAGCUUCAAUCGCUGAGCAAACGACGGCGUCAGGUGUCGGGCAUGAGAAGCAGCAAGACGACAGCCACAGUUACAGCUGGUUCGGAUACUGAUGACAAUUCAGACCAUUUGGUGUCCAACUUGGGGCCCCAGCAACAGCAGCAGCCGGCACAGCAGCAGCUACGUCAAAGUGGACGCCAACAAUUGAUGCCUUUGUGCAAUACCCAACAGCAGCAACAGCAACAACAACAACAGCAGCAGCAGCAGCUCCAACAGCAACAACAGCAGCACCAACAGCCGCAGCUGCAACAGCAACUGCAGCAACAGCAACCAACUUCGAGCACUCAAUUGGGCGUACGACCCUGUCCAUACAACUUUCUGGUUGAAUUGGAUCGCUCUUUGAGCUCGGAUCAGUGCAUCACAAUUCUGCGCAAGCAGAUACAGGAUCUGCGCAAGGCAUACAACACCAUCAAGGGCGAGCUAGCUGUCAUCGAUCGCAGGCGCAAGAAGAUGCGACGACGCGAGCGCGAGAAGAAGCAACAGCAGCAGCAGGGCCAGACGCAGGGCAAAGUCUGCACCUGAUGGUCGGAGAGGGAGCGUGAAAGGGAGCGAGAACGCGAACGAGAGCGCGAGCGAGAGGACGUGGAAGUGGAUGUGGACGAGGACGAGGACACCCAGUAGGAGGUAAGAAACUCGAAACAGGAAGCUGAAUCAUGAAUCAGAAGAAUCGAAAAAAGAAGACAACUUGAAUUGCGGUCAUUAUUAAAAUUAAGCUAAAUUAAAAAUUUUAAAACUAUUUAAAACAAAAUAUAUACAAAAAC